AGUACUAAAUUUUCCAUUCAUGGUGUUUUUGUUGUCUCUCAAACACGCAGGCGGCGGUAUUUUGGCUCUCCUCGGGGUUUAAUUCCGAAAUAUUAUUCCGAUUUUCUCGGUAGUGCGACCGAUCAAACGGGUGCGAUUCCGUACGGAAAGUGUUCUCCAGCGAGCGGUGCAUAGUUUACGCGUGGAAUUCAGAUUUCCAGCUGAGGGUGUGUUCGAUUCGUUUCUCACCGGAUUUCACCGGUCCGGAAGAAGAAGAAGAAGUAGAACCAUUGCGGUUUGGUUGUGGGCGCAAGCUUCCUAGUGCAGGGCAUUCGUCGUGUCGUCGUUUUCGUAGUUGUCCCAAGUGCGGAAGAAGCGGUACCUACCUUCUGAGGUCUGAGCACAGAGCCUCGGAAGAGCGGACGUGUAAUAAGAGGUAGGAGUGUCAACUCCUGACAAAAAAAAGGAAGAUCAGACAAAAAAUCAGAGCGAGUACUACUCUGCAACAAAUCAGUAAUCGUAAUACCGUGUGGUGCUUUGUAAACACAGUAACAAGAAGAACAUCAGCAGCAGCAACAACAACAACAGCAGCAUGGGUGACGCUAUCAACUUUGGACCUGCGUGGCUGCGCAAAGUUGCUACCUUCGAUAGUAACGCUGUGAGCAGCAUUGGUGGACCCCCCCAUAGUAAUAACAACAACAACACCAGUAGCAGCAGCAGCUCCAGCACCAGCAAUAAUCAGACCAACAGUAACAACAAUAACAACAGCAGCAGCUCCGGUUCAGCUGGCGGCGGUGGUGGGGGUGGUGGUGGCAGUUCGGCAGCCCUGGCGGCUGCCAACGCAGCGGCAGCAGCAGCAGCAGCGGCGGCGGCAGCUUCCACGACCACCCGUUACGCACUGGCCGAGUUCCGGUAUGGGCGGGAGGAGAUGUUGGCACUAUUCGACGUGAAAGCGGUCAAAACGCCAGAGAUACUGGUCAACUUCAAAAACUUGUUCGUUGACAAGGUGCAGUGUCCUCUGGCAUUGACCCCUUGCACCGACGAUGACGUGGUACCGGAACCAGAUACUAGGCGUACAUGGCAAACGAGGAGCAUUUCGUUGGGUGUGCCAGGGCGUGGCGCCCGUGGUGGUUCCGUUGAUCGAGGAAGAGGUCGUGGUAGAGGCAUCUAUCUCGGUUAUCAACGGUCAACCUCUUUCUACGACGACGAGUCCAGAAGCGUGGGGAGAGGUGAACGACCAUGGCUGGAACGCAACGGUACCGGUGGACCCCUCGGUGGCAGCGGGGGUGCCGGCGGUGGCGAGGUGGAUUGGAACAGUUCCUCUUCGUCACCCCGGAAGGAGUUCGGGGUACGGGCUAGGACGGCCAACAUGGAAAGUUGGCGUCGGGCCCGUCCGGAUGACGAACCGAGCGCUACGGACUGGCGCAGUGGCAGCCUGAACACCAGUGGUGGUGCUGGUGGUAGUGGUGGUCUGUCCGGGUCAGGCUUGCGGGACAAGUGGUCCCGUUCUACCAGCUGGCGCGAAGAGGACGGUGGUACAAACGAUGGCUCCGGUUUAGGUCGGCCUGGGUUGGGUGGCUUACAUCCGUCGUCUAGCAGCGAACGGAUGAUAUCGACUUCGGGUGCCUACAAGCCUCGUCUGUCGGCGCUGAGUGGGGCUGGUGGCGCUGGGGAUAUGAGUUCCAGUGGAGGUUCCGGUGGUACCGGACCGAUGAGUGCACUGAGGCGCAACUGGGAUACGGAAGACCAACUUCCUGAGUGGGCGACGGAGAAUCCUUCCGAUUACGGAGGAAGUUUCGAUGCCAGUGGAGCGUUCCAUGACUCCGAUAACGACGUCGAUGGUCGGCUGGACGACGACGGCGUCAAGCAGAAUCAUGUGGACAGAAAGGAAGGGUCAACAGCGAGUUCCAGGAAGAGUACUUCUUCGAAAGAAGGAAGUGCGACAAAAGAGGUGCUGCCGAAUCAUUUGUUGGAAAAGCAAGAGCCGGUAAAUGACUCCCAGAAAGGUGGUAAGCGUGAAGAGCAGAAAGUGCUCGACCAAAAAGAGGAAACUGAGUCCAGUAAACCGAAAGAGGAUUGUGUUAGCGUAAAGGUACUGUCAUCGUCGCGAGAGUCCAUUAGUUCACAUCCUUCUUCGGUAGAUCCUCCAAAGACAACGCAUGAAAUGGCGGCUGAAAUUGAGAUCCCGAAACCGGCCGCCAACAGCAGUACCAUUGACACGAGUGCUAAGCCUAGCGAGAGUCCAAGCAGGGGUCGUGAUACGCAGUCCAGGGAUAUGCCGAAGAAGUCUGCUUCCAGUUCGAGUGUGGAUCGUAUGCAGGAAGUUGCUGACGAUAUGGUGGCUCAGUUGAUCAUGGACGACGAAUAUACGGGCACUGGUGAAGCUGAUCCCACACCAGUGCCGCGAUCUCUGGACAAGUCUCCCGUACUGGGUGCUCAAAUUCCAAUCAACUUACUGCUUUCGAAGGAACCCGUCGCGAUGCAGCAACUGUUUGGAAACAGCAGCGCAGGUAGUGGCAAUCGGAACAUGCUUCUCUCGGAUGUUAAUCGAUCGAUGUUGCAUGGUGUGGGUCCUCAAAUACCACCGAUCCACCAUCCGGGGACGGAUAUCUGGUACUACAGGGAUCCACAGGGCAAGGUUCAAGGUCCGUUCCCGGCUUCGGAGAUGACCGAGUGGUAUCGAGCCGGUUACUUCGAUGACUCCCUCUCGGUGCGUCGGGCAUGCGAUGAAAUCUACACGACCUUGGGGACGCUUGUAGCUCUCUGCGGCGGUGCCAUUCCAUUUUUGAACUCGAUGAGUAUACCACCGAUUAAGAGUAGUAGUAUUAACGCGAAGCAACAGCAACAGCAGCAGCAGCAACCUCAGCCUCCUCAAGCUCCAACUAGCUCAUUCCAACAACAGAAACCUGCCUCCACUCUACAGCAUCUUCAGCAGCAGCAGCAGCAGCAAGCUCCGCCUCUGGAUUCGGAUCUGUCGGUUCAGUUGCAGUUUACCAAAAAGCUCCACCAGUUGCGCCAACACAGCCUGAUCAUGCAGAAGCUGAGCUCGACCGACGGUUGGCCACUGCUCUCGCAGGAACAACAGAAUGCCAUCAUUGCCCAGCAUAUGGCGCAGUUGCAGCUGACCGACAGUAUGUUGAUAUCACCCUCGCUUCCGACGCCUACCAGCUCAUCGAAUCCGCCGAACCCGGCAAGUAUUUUCGGUGGUGUCGUGCCACCGCAGGAUUCGCUAGUCAAUCUCAAACAGGCGCAGCAUCAGCAGCAACAGCAAGCACAACAGGUUCAAGCUCAGCAGCAGCAACAGUCGCAGCCUGGUCAGCAUCCGGUGUUGGAACAGCUGCAAAAGUCCAACAGUCUUAGCAAUGCGUUCCAGAAGAUGCAACUGUCCGACUUUGGACAGCCGCAACCCGGACGACCGAUGCUUGGCAAUCUGAACGUCGAUCCCACUGCCGGUCACGACCACCUGGGGCAACUGAUCCACAACAUUAACUUUAAUCAUCAACCUCCAGUACAAAACCUUCCACUCGGCUCCAAUAUGUUGUUGAAGCAUAACCUAAUAGGCAAUCUGACGCCGCAGCAACAGCAGCAGCAACAACAACAACAGCAGCAGCAACAACAACAACAGCAACAUCAACAACAGCCAUCGCAACAGCCGCAAGUACCAAAACCGAACAUUGAAAGCGAUCCAAUCCAGUCGUUGUUGAUGCAGCUGUCGAUGCAUAAACAACAGCAACAGCAACCGCCACAGCCAUCGAAAACACCGGUGGAGCUAAUGUCUCCGUGGUUGCAAACGCAAUCGAUGCCACCGCAACAACCGCUGCAACCGGGCCUGCGUCCGUUGAUCAGCGGUUGGGGCGAUCUGCCUCCAACGAGUGCCUCUUUUGGCUCGCUUCUGCAACAACAACAGCCACCGUCAUCUCAGCCACAGCCACAGCAUCUAGGUGGUCAUCCACUGGUCAAUGCCAGCUCUGCUGCCAGCGAGCCCCAGGCACCGUCGGUUGUAUCGCUGUUCAAGCAUCAUCAGCAGACCGAGAAGCAGAACCAGGAGAAACUGGUUCCUGAAUCUCAUCAACAGCAGCAACAUUUACAACAACUGCAACAUCAACAACAAUUGCAGCAACAACAACAACAACAAACUCAGCAUCAUAAUCAUCAGCAACAACAGCCACAGCAAGGCAAUCAUCAGCAACAACUUUUCGAACGUACUCACCAGAAGCAGCAGCAGAUUGAGAAUGCCGUUACUCAGCAACAACAGCAGCAGCAGCAGCAGCAACAACAACAACAACAACAGCAGCAGCAGCAAUUUGCCCAGAAACCUUCGAAAGAAGAUAGAAAGGAGCUGGAGCAUCUUGCUCAACAGCAACUGCAACAGCAGCAGCAGCAGCAGCAACAACAACAACAACAACAACAAAUGCAACAACGGCAUUUCCAACAGUCAACCAAACAGGAAAAACAACCGAAACCAAGCCAGCCGAAGGCAGUCAACAACAUUGACGUUGAAGAGCAACAAGCUCAACAGCAACAACAGCAGCAACAACAACAGCAACAACAACAACAGCCAGCUGGUAAAUUUCCACAGCAAAAGGGUAACAAGAAGCAACAGCAGUCGAAUCAACAGCAUAAGCAGCAGCAUCCCGACGACGAUCAAGGUGAGUUCAUCAACGUGAAGAAAGAGAUGGAGGAGAAGAAGCGCCAAAAGGAGCUGAAAAAGCAACAGCAAGAGGAGCUGAAGCGCAAGCAGCUCGAGGAGAAGAAGAAGCAAGAGGAGAUGGAAGCACAGAAGAAGGCCAAACUUUUGGAGGUGCAGCGUCGCGAAGCGAUCAAGAUUCAAGAACAGCAGCAACAGCCGCGUCCCGCUACGAAGGUUGCUCCGUGGUCCGCUUCGGUUGCCGAAACGGUCAACAGCGGACCCAGUCUGGACGAGAUUCAGAAAGCCGAGCGCGAACGGCGUGCUGCCUUGGUUCGCCAGGAGCAAUCACUCCGAGAGCAACAGCAGCAGCAGGAGAUCAUAGAGCUGCAAUCGCACCUGGAUAGCAAGCUCAAGUGGAAUGCCCAGAACCUGGGUCCGCAGAAUGUGAAAUCCCUGGCGGAAAUCCAGGCCGAAGAAGCGGCAUCCGCGGAACGUACUCGCGAGAAGAAUGUCGCUGCUCUGACUGCGGCUUCCAUUGCUGCUUCCGUUGCGAAAGCUCCAAAGAAGGAAGAUCUGCUCGGAACAGCCGUUUGGCAGAGCCAAGGCAGCGUCCUGACCUGGAACACGGCCAAACUGUGGGCCAAUUCGGGCGAUGAGCAGAACAAUGUUAGCUCCGGAGGUUUCUGGGAGGAACCAAAUCCCUCGAACAAGAACGGCCGUCAUAAGCAGAACCAUCAGCAAUCUGCCCAACAGCAGCAACAGCAUCAGCAGGCACAGAAUCAGAAGCAGCUGCUGAGCAAGAGCAAGACAAUGGGUAGCAUUUCGACUACUUCGUCUUCGAAUGCCGUUGCCGCUGCCAAGCAACAGCAGCAGCAGCAGAAGAACCAGAUGCACCAACAACAGCACCCACAGAAUAAGAACACUGCCAAGGGUUCUUCCGGUGCUGGUGCUGGCAAGAACUCGGGCGGAGCUUCCGGCGCUGGUGGCGAUCGAAAGGAACGUGGCCACGGCGGCGAGCCAACCAACGAGUUCACCAGUUGGUGUACCCGUGCGCUGACCUCGCUGAACAGCAAUGUUGAUAUUCCGACGUUCGUUGGCUUCUUGCAGGACAUUGAAUCCCCGUUCGAGGUGAAGGACUACAUCCGGCUCUAUCUCGGUGAAACGAAGGAAUGCGCUGAAUUUGCCAAACAGUUCCUGGAAAGACGCUCCAAGUACAAGAACCAGAUGCGCCAGAAGAAUGCCCACAUCGACGACAUGUGCAAGCCGGCUCCGGCCAUCAAUCCGUCGUCGAAUGACUUCAUGGAGAUCAAGGGCAAAAAUAAGAAGGUGAAGAAAAACAAGAUGACCAAGCUCGACAAUCGCUGCCUGGGCUUCUCGGUGACCGCUGCCCCGGACCGUCUAAACGUUGGCGACCGCGACUACGGCGACAAUGCCUAAUCGGCAGGCAGAAGAAACUCGCAAAGGUAGGACCGACGUUGAUGGGAAAACACACAUUGCUCUUGGCCUGGAUGGUGGUGAGAACACACAUUUUGAAACACACACCCACACACACACAUAUAUACAUACACGCGUACAGGUUUAGAGGAAGCAUAGGAUUUUGGUUUUCUCCGAAAAGUGCAAAACGGUGCGCUUUCGAUGGCACGACAAGAUAGGCAAGCAAGUAUAACCGAUUUGCGGUGGUUUUCAUUCUACAAGCAAGUACUAUAGGAAAAUGAUGAAAAACAUACAUUUUUGGCGUUCCUUGUUGCAUAAGAACACAUGAUAGAUCAUAACAUACACACAUUUAACCACGCGAAUAUCAGAAAAUUAAUCGGAAUUACAAUAGGAGGACACCGCCAGAUGCACACGCAGCCGAUUUACGAGGAGGAUCCACUGCGGAACUGCGUUUUGAGAAAGUUAGUAGCCGACAAAAGGAUGUGGUGUGUAGAUGAGUUUAGGAAAAGUUUUGUGUGUUUCGUUACCCCGUUAUUGCCCUUGCACCCAUUAUUACUGUUUCACUGUUCAUCGAAGCGAAGGUGAUUUGGUCGCUACUUCUUGCUACGUUUUCUGAAUUAAUAUUCGUUCUGAAUGGAAUUGUGAAUUGAUUUCGAAUUGUUAGCAAAAAACCGGAAGCCGGUAUGAUGUAAGAUUUGUGAUUAUGUAUAUAAAUAUGUAUGAAACGAGAAAGGACUGUUGUUGAAGCUUGCCAACUGCUGUAUUAAUCUGAUCUGCGGGGACUUCUAAGAACUAUCGUAAUCGUAUAUCAGGUAUGUUAAACCAAAAGGGCAGCUAAGGGAACGUAAUAUUUAAGCGAUAAAUGCUUCUUAAACCUUGGAAAAAUGCUCCUUUAAUGCGUAGCUACUCAGAUUUACUGUCCUGUCCGUGUUUUUGUCUUGAUCAGAGGAGCAGAGCGACGGGCAAGCGUCGAGAAUGAGCUUCCAGAAGAAGCUUCUAUUAGAAGCUCAUUAUCGACGCUUGUCCGUCGCUCUGCUUCCCUGACUAAUUACGCAGGCAGAACAGUAAAUCUGAGUAGCAUUAGUAAAGGAGCAUUUUUCCGAAGUUUACGAAGCAUUUCAUCAUUUUAAUAUUCCAAAAACCAUUUUCUCAAAAGCAAUUUUGGAUUACUUUUUCGAAUGGACGUAUCAGGUUUUGUAAGCAAUGCAUUUGAUCGUUGAUUUGGCGUAACUGGUAGCUCUAACACUACCAUCAAAUAGGGGUUACGCCAAACGGAUCAUCAAAUGCAUUGUUUACAAAAGCAGAUACGUCCAUUCGAAAAAGUAAUCGAGAAAUGUUAAAUUAAAAUGAGGGGUCAAUUGAGUGUCUCCUAUCGUCAGGUUAGGUCCAGAUAGGAUUCCGAAGGCACAAGUGGAUUACCCAAAUGCACAGUUCUUUUUUAUAACUCAAGACUUCCAAUAAUGAGUGAAAAAUAAGCGUUGAAACUAUCUCCAUAAGUUCAUAGGGAGAAAUCUGCCGGGGUCCCAAAUAGAUUAAAAAAAGCGGACCUUUUCAAGAAAUAUUUGUAACACCAAUGAGUAUGAUCCAAAAAUUCCUGCACGAAGACCUCCUUUCAAGGUCCCCCGGGAUGAGUCAUAAACCUAGCUUAUGCUCUGGGAUAGUUACUGGAAGAAGUCUUAUAUGAUAAAUCUUAGUGGGAUCUACAGGUGUCCAAAAGUAUUUUUCAAGAACCACCAGGUAUCUAGAAGUUAUCUUCAAGUGGUCUCCAGAAGCUAUCUUCUGGGGGUAGUCAGAGUUUUUCCUCUGGAGGCAUCCAAAGUUUUUCCUGUGAAUGUAUUAAGAGACUUCUCUAAGCUGGUGUCCAGAAGCUAGGAUGGAUUUCUAUAAUUUUUUCUGAAAAUAACCAGAUUUUAUCUUUAAAAGUGGAAGAAUUUAAGAAAGCAAAACGCAGCCCACUUAUGGAAUUUCCGAUUGACCAACUCUUUGCUAAAAGUGAAACCACUUCUAAUUAGUUUGACGAAACACAUAACUUCCAAACGAACGAAUUCAAGUUACUACCGAAGACAAUAUAUCAAGAAAACUUCUGGCAAGCCUGCCAGAAUCCACAGCGUCAAAUGCAGGUGCGCUGCACUCGAGCAAAGAUAGAACCACCGCAUACAAACAUAAGCGAAGACGUAAACCUUUCUACUUUGGUUGACUGCUUCGCUAUCAAAUUCGUUCGGAGCUUUUUCCUCUGAGUUGUAGAUGGCGGGAUUGUGUACCGAAUGCUUGCGAUUGACCAGUGUUCUUAAUAUGCUGUCUUCGUUACUACAUAGUAUGAAUUUUAAGAUGAUCAUCAAACGCCUGUGUGUUUUUUUUAAAGUAAAUUAAUUUGUGUGUGUAAAUUAUGUUUUAAAAUUAUAUAGAAUUCAUAACACUGAUAAAUAAUCAGCAUAUAUAACAGAUAAAUCAAGAGAAACCAUAAGUCAGACUAUAGUCAAAAUUUAGCAAAACAAAAAACCACAAGUAUCGUAUCCAAAAUUAGAAUACAUGAACCUACCAAAUUACUGUUAAAAUGCUAGCAGAAAAA
Messenger RNA from Ochlerotatus camptorhynchus, 8612 nucleotides. It is a transcript of the gene Gyf, whose product is annotated as Gigyf. The transcript is spliced from 8 exons. Gene Ontology annotation, cellular component: cytosol. The record is from RefSeq and is a predicted model, not a curated record. NCBI's taxonomy places the organism in Eukaryota, Metazoa, Arthropoda, Insecta, Diptera, Culicidae. The coding region runs from base 572 to 6046 and encodes 1824 amino acids. Gene Ontology annotation, molecular function: protein binding.